Messenger RNA from Pieris napi, 2230 nucleotides. RefSeq names its product caveolae-associated protein 4-like. Bases 136 to 1497 code for a protein of 453 amino acids. The transcript has 15 exons. Lineage: Eukaryota; Metazoa; Arthropoda; Insecta; Lepidoptera; Pieridae. The record is from RefSeq and is a predicted model, not a curated record.
GUAGACUCAAAUUAAAUCUACCUUCUCAGCGUAAUGUGACAAAAAUUAGUGCCCGCACUCGCACAUUCAUCGUGAUUCAGUUAACGCGCAGCGUUCAAUGUUUAAGAGUGUAUGACUUUAUAGAAUUUAAAAAAAAUGCAGUCGAUGUCUGACAAUGCGAUCGACAAAAUGAGCCCUGAAGAUCGUUGUAAUCCGGUGAAAGCAGUGAAAAUUGGUUAUCCGGCAAUAUGUCGGGCAAUCGUCCGAGCUCAUCGUCGGCAACCUGCUAAAAGUUUAAUUGCUAUGAAUACACUUUCUAAGAUCUAUCAAUCAGAAGCUAACGAAAUCCUCAAAGAGUGCAGCAAACUAGAUCGAAUGUUGAUACGAAAAAAUAAUCCAGAAGCUGAAACUGAGAGUAAUUCGACGGUGUCAAUCGAAAAAAUUAUGUCUGGGAUAAAAUCGGCUCGAAAAGAAUCUAAUGUUAGUGAAGAAUCGACUUCAGAGGAAUUGCUGUCAUGGAGCCGAGGUAAUACGGAGGAAAAUAAAUCAUCACAUAAGACACUGCAACCCAUCAUAGAAUCUACUGAUGGUGACAUAUAUGAAGAAACACCGUCAAUGGAAGAUCCUUCAAAGUUGAAUGAUGCGACAAUCGAUGACGAAGAAUUGUCUACUGAAAAAAACCCUGGUAACAAUAUUGACGCUGCCGAAUCUGAAAUGAUAACUUCAACUCGACGCAAUUCUUCAAAACAGAAGACGACAAAUUCAAAUGAUCCUUCAAAGUUGAACGAUGCGACAAUCGAUGAUGAAGAAUUGUUUACUGAAAAAAACCCUGGUAACAAUAUUGACGCUGCCGGAUCUGAAAUGAUAACUUCAACUCGACGCAAUUCUUCAAAACAGAAGACAACAAAUUCAAAUGAAUCAAUAUCAACUACAAAAGGCAUAGCUGGAACCCCUUCAAAAGUAACUAAGACAUCAAAACUAAAAAUAAAUCCUUCAAAGUUGAACGAUGCGACAAUCGAUGAUGAAGAAUUGUCUACUGAAAAAAACCCUGGUAACAAUAUUGACGCUGCGGAAUCUGAAAUGAUAACUUCAACUCGACGCAAUUCUUCAAAACAGAAGACGACAAAUUCAAAUGAUCCUUCAAAGUUGAACGAUGCGACAAUCGAUGAUGAAGAAUUGUUUACUGAAAAAAACCCUGGUAACAAUAUUGACGCUGCCGAAUCUGAAAUGAUAACUUCAACUCGACGCAAUUCUUCAAAACAGAAGCCAACAAAUUCAAAUGAAACGUUGAAAGAAGAUUUAUCAGGGUCAAGGAAGAGAACAAGAACAUCUUCGCGUGCAAUUGGCACACAGACGGAAGAAGACACACAACCUUCGUCAAGUCGCCAGCGCAUACAAAAGCCUCUACUACCUUCUCUUCCAUUUGGGCAACUUGUUGUCAUUGAUGAGAAUGGAACUCCAUGUAAACUUGUCACUAUGUCAAUAAACCCAAAAUACUUUACUAAUUUUAAUAAAUAGUUAUUAUGAUAAUUUUAAUUGUUUCUAAAUCUCGGUGACUAUGACAACUGACAUCUGUGGUAUCUUUGUUAUCGGCCAUUGACUAACUGAUUUUGGCAUUUGAUUAAGAUUCACCGUGAAUUUUACUACUAAAUACGUAUACGUAAUUCUUUGACAUUAAAUUGGGUUAGUGUCUGGCUUGCAUCUUCUGUAUAGCAGAAUUUAUAUUCAAAUUAUUUAAAAAUAAUCUAAUAAAAAUUCAGGAAAUAGAGCUCAAAAUUUUAUAUCUCGUCAGCUACAGCUUUAAGCCACUGUAAAAUUUGAUUACGAUAGCAGUAAUUUUAUUAAAUUAAAUACGUCGAUAGUUUUGUUUUUGAUUUUAUACGUCAAUUACAAGUACAAGAAUAAACAAAAAAUGUUCCAUGUGGGUUUCGUUUUUACACUAUGGAUAUGCCUUUUGUCAACAGUUAUUUUUUAGAGUGUACCUGUACACUCUGUAACAUAGAUACAGGCAGACUAGGUAUAGUGAUAAUGUGUAUUAAAAUUGAUUGUUAUAAUUAAAUAUGUAUAUAUAAAAAUUAACUGUUUCAUUCUCCAUUCUAACGUUUUUAAAACGUAAACCAAAUAUCAAAAAUUUCAGUUUAGAAAGAGGUAACCCUAGGAAACGAUAGCACCAUUUUGCAAGAAGAAUGCCCGCUCUAAUUAUUAUUAAUAUUCCACUUACUAUUGUACUAAUAUUUGGAAAUUAUGAAUU